Messenger RNA from Musa acuminata AAA Group (dessert banana), 1671 nucleotides. Its product is annotated as protein terminal ear1-like. Gene Ontology annotation, molecular function: RNA binding. NCBI's taxonomy places the organism in Eukaryota, Viridiplantae, Streptophyta, Magnoliopsida, Zingiberales, Musaceae. The transcript has 4 exons. The record is from RefSeq and is a predicted model, not a curated record. Bases 410 to 1429 code for a protein of 339 amino acids.
UCACAGUGUUCGGCAUGCUCGACUUCCCUCCGCACCACCACAUUUACAGAACCAUAACUUCGACUACGACAGCCUCCCCGACAUCCCAAGCUGCAGGUGGACUUCAGAUCCGAAGCUAAUCCAUGGUCGCAUCGGAGAAAGCGACGCCAGGCAGCGCAAGAACAAGAGGGAGGAAAACGCGAGCUGAAGAAAGCCGAUGGAGAUGACCACAUCAGAUUCACUGGAUCUCUUUGUUCUCCUGUACUCCUCCGCCGUUUUGUCUCCACUCGAAGACAAUCAUGAGUCGUGUGCCGCCGUUUCCAUUUCCUUCUGUCUGUGUCUUUGCCGCCCAUUAAUGCGGUAGCAGUUCUGCUGGAUCGGUAUUAAAGCAGUCACCUCUGCACGCUACUCUUUCUCUCCGUCGUCCCCAAUGGCUGGCCUCGAUCCCCAAGCCCCGGUUUACGUUCCAGCUUCACACGAUAUCACUCCAUUUGGAAGCUACUAUUACUCCUCUUCGCGAACUUGCUAUUUUGUGUUCAACCAAUCUAUGCAGGUCACUCCAUAUUUCGAGCUUUGUCCCUACCCACCACCACCACCUCCUCCUCCUCCUCCUCCGCAUGGACUUGUUUACAGCACUUAUUGUGCUUGCUGGAAAGGGUUUUCCUGGAGUGAGAUCCAUUCGAUCCCUCUCCAGCUGCCUGUAGCUGAUGAUAGGAUUCCUUCGACUCAUCUAAGCAAGGAGGAGGAAGAGGAGAGCCUCGAGCCUGACACCAAGGUGAACGAAGAGGUGCAGUGUGAGGCUGCUGCCGAAGCCCGGAAGGGUAGUUUCAAAAGGUUUGGAUGGGGUGGUUCCUUUGGUUGGAGAAGGAAGGCUUCCGUGCCGAGGGCCAGGAGCCGGAGGAAGGAAUCUGAGCUCAAGGGAGAUGAGAAUGUUGCAGUUGAGGUUGAUGGUGGAAAGACCACAGUCAUGAUCAAGAACUUGCCCAACAAAUUCACCAAGGAGAAGCUGUUAGGUAUACUAGACCAGCACUGCUCUGAAGAGAACCAGAAGAUAAUGGAAGAAGGAAAUGAGAAGUCACUGGAGCUGGGAAAGGGAGAUAUCUCAUCAACCACUUUGUCCGAGUUCGAUUUCUUGUACCUGCCUAUAGAUUUCAAUACGGGCAACAACAUGGGCUAUGCGUUCGUCAACUUCACCAGUGCGGUCGCUGCGUGGAGGCUGUACAGCUCCCUCCAAAACUACGACUGGAAGCCGCACGGAUCUCGCAAGAUCUGUGUGGUCACGUACGCCAGAAUCCAGGGUUUGCCGGCACUGCAGAAACACUUCAAGAACUCAACCUUCGUGUGCCACAGCGAUGACUUCCUCCCUGUGCGCUUCAUACCAGCUCGCAGUGGGUACUGUCGGACGGAGCAGCAGCACAUUGGCAAGCGACUUCCUGUUUCCAAACCCUGAUGAUAAGUACUAACAGAGAAGGCAAGAGGACAAUGACUAGGGUUUUGUGUGUGUUUCCUGGAUAACAAAAGCCAGGGUUUCUGAAUGUCUAUCUAUCCAUCUAUACUAGCAUUUAAGGAUGGAACGGCAGAUAGAUGGAUCGGAAGUAGACAUCUAUGGUUCUGUGAAAUCAUGUAGUUUGCCGUGUAGCCUUGAUGUUUAUGCGUAUGUAUGGUAUGAAUGAAAUGGUUCUUGAGCAUCCA